Messenger RNA from Colossoma macropomum (tambaqui), 1924 nucleotides. RefSeq names its product protein kinase, AMP-activated, beta 1 non-catalytic subunit, b (gene prkab1b). NCBI's taxonomy places the organism in Eukaryota, Metazoa, Chordata, Actinopteri, Characiformes, Serrasalmidae. The record is from RefSeq and is a predicted model, not a curated record. Gene Ontology annotation, biological process: signal transduction. Gene Ontology annotation, molecular function: protein kinase binding. Gene Ontology annotation, cellular component: cytoplasm; nucleotide-activated protein kinase complex; nucleus. Bases 137 to 880 code for a protein of 247 amino acids. The transcript is spliced from 8 exons.
UUUUUUCUCACCGCAGCUGCACGCGAGCCGGAGGAGGAGUCUCGUGCAGCAGGAACAUGGCGAAGUGAUAGAAACAAACAGGAGCUGAGAGAGAAAAACACGUCUACAGGUGUGCUGCAGGUGAGGGACCGGCACCAUGGGUAACGCCAGCAGUGAGAGAAGUGCCCCAGAGAAGACCCCCCGGAGGGAGAGCCGCGGAGCCAAGGAUGGAGCACGACCCAAAAUAUUAAUGGACAGCACUGAAGACUCCGACAUCUUUCAGGCAGAUGAUGCCAAGGAGUUUCUGGCGUGGCAGCGUGAACUGGAGAACGACCCUAAAGCCCCCCCAGAGGAGAGACCCACUGUUUUUCGGUGGACUGGCCCUGGCAAGGACGUUUAUGUGUCUGGAUCAUUCAACAAUUGGGCCAACAAAAUCCCCCUAUCCAAGAGUCACAAUAACUUUGUGGCGAUCGUUGACCUGCCGGAGGGAGAGCACCAGUAUAAGUUCUAUGUGGACGGACACUGGAUUCUGGAUCCUAAGCAGCCUGCGGUAACCAGCAAGUCUGGUACAGUGAACAACGUCAUCCAGGUGAAGAAGACGGACUUUGAGGUGUUUGACGCCCUGAAGACGGACUCAGAGAAGUGUGCCGACAUGUCAGACUUGUCUGGUUCUCCUCCUGGACCGUACCAUCAGGAUCCGUACUGCACUAAAUCUGAGGAUCGACUACGUUCCCCCCCGAUUCUCCCACCCCAUCUGCUGCAGGUUCUGCUCAACAAAGACACCGGAGUCUCUACUCGAUGCAGUGGAAUGAUGACCUUCAGGCUGACGUAUGACCUUUUUUGUGUGUCUGUUCUGAUGUACAGUGUGAUCCAACUCUGCUCCCUGAACCCAACCAUGUGAUGCUGAACCACCUGUAUGCUCUCUCCAUCAAGGAUGGUGUGAUGGUUCUUAGCGCCACUCAUCGCUACAAAAAGAAAUACGUGACUACACUGCUGUAUAAACCCAUAUGAUCAGAAACUAUAAGCUGAGAAAAGCUCAUGUGGACUUUAUCAACACUAUUUAAACAAAAAAAAAGAGUAUUAUAAGAUUAUGAGACCAAAAAAGCACCGAAAGCUCAUGUGCUGAUUGGAUAUCAUUGCUGUCCUAUCAAAACCUUGCAAACGCCAGCUGCCCUUUACAUUGUUUAAAUAUUUUUUUUUAUGACAAAUGGACCCACAGAAUUACAUUUAUUUGAAUUAACUUAGUUAACCUGCUAAAAUCUCAGGCUUUUUAAAUACUAAGGCUUUCUAUUCAGUAACUACAGGGCAAACUGACUGACCUAUUCUUAGAUUAUAUCAGUGUGUAAUGAAACUUUGGACCUGCUGGUCGGUCCUGGACAUUUAAGAGGUUAAAUAAAAAGUGUUUUUCUCCUUUUCCUAUAAAAUGACCAAGAGUUUGUUAAGACAGCGAUGAUUAUCUGUUUGGGUGCUCACAUUUCACACAUAAGCUGCUGUCGGAAGAAAACCUUGUAUCUCCAUUUUUGACGUUUUUCAGUUUUUGACAUAAUUUGACAAUGCCUGUGUGCCUUUACAUUAUAUGUAAAUUUCAUGAUGAAUGGACCAAAAGAAAUGACGUAAAAUGACUUGGAAAAAAGUCUGGUUCCAUUGACUUACAUUGAAAGUAAAGUAUGUUUUUUCCUUCUCCUGUAAAGUUUGGAGAUACGAGGUUUUCUUCCGACAGCAGCAAUAUAAGCUGAUAUUUGCAGGGGUCCAAGAAACUAUUACUUGAUUUUAUAUAUAGUUACUACAACAUGCCUGUAAAAUUUGACUUGUUAUAGCAUUUAAACCCAUAGAUAUUUUUAAACUUGUGCUUUUUGAUAUCUAUGAUGUCCAUGAUGUUAUUCUGUAUUAUCAACGUUGUCCAAAUUAAGUGGUUAAUAAAUGAAAAUAAAGUUAUGAUAAUAAC